This is a messenger RNA of Poeciliopsis prolifica (blackstripe livebearer), 2649 nucleotides long. It is a transcript of the gene mapk11, whose product is annotated as mitogen-activated protein kinase 11. Gene Ontology annotation, cellular component: cytoplasm; nucleus. Gene Ontology annotation, molecular function: MAP kinase activity; ATP binding. Gene Ontology annotation, biological process: intracellular signal transduction; protein phosphorylation. Lineage: Eukaryota; Metazoa; Chordata; Actinopteri; Cyprinodontiformes; Poeciliidae. The record is from RefSeq and is a predicted model, not a curated record. Bases 140 to 1318 code for a protein of 392 amino acids. The transcript is spliced from 11 exons.
GUCUGUCUGUCCGGGGAGCAGCAGCAGUUCGGCUCGGGCAGAAGACGGCGGUCCAUAUCUACCUAUUUUCGGCUCUGCUCUGCUCCUCCACCUCUUUUCUUUCCUUUCUUCCUUUUCUGAAGCCGGUAAACAAAACAACAUGUCAGCCAGACCGGGAUUCUACCGGCAGGAGCUGAACAAGACCGUAUGGGAGGUUCCGGAGCGGUACCAGAACCUGACGCCGGUGGGUUCUGGAGCCUACGGCACGGUGUGCUCGGCUUACGACGUGGUCUCCAGGCACAAGGUGGCGGUGAAGAAACUCUCCAGGCCCUUUCAGUCUCUGAUCCACAGCCGCCGCUCGUACCGCGAACUCCGGCUUCUCAAGCACAUGAAACACGAGAACGUCAUCGGGCUGCUGGACGUCUUCACGCCGGCGGGGACACUAGAAGGCUUCAACGAGCUCUACCUGGUGACCAACUUGAUGGGGGCAGACCUCAACAACAUCGUCAAGUUCCAGAGGCUGUCGGACGAGCAUGUGCAGUUCCUCAUUUACCAGCUGCUCCGCGGCCUUAAGUACAUCCAUUCAGCUGGACUGAUCCACCGGGACCUGAAGCCAAGUAACGUGGCUGUGAACGAAGACUGUGAGCUCAGGGUAAGAUCCACAUUCACGUCAACACUACGACUUCUACUGGCGCCUCCGUGGACCGUAGAGGAAACCUUCUUAACCUUCUUUCAUUCCCAACAGAUACUUGAUUUUGGCUUGGCCAGGCAGACGGACGAUGAGAUGACAGGGUAUGUGGCGACACGUUGGUACCGAGCACCAGAGAUCAUGCUGAACUGGAUGCACUACAACCAGAAUGUUGAUAUUUGGUCUGUGGGCUGUAUCAUGGGAGAACUGCUGAAAGGAAAAGUCUUGUUCCCCGGCACUGACUAUAUCGACCAGCUGAAGAGAAUCAUGGAGGUGGUCGGCACCCCGACACCGGACCUGCUGAAGAAGAUCUGCUCCGAACACGCCCAGAAGUACAUCCAGUCUCUUCCCUUCAUGCCCCAACAAGACAUGGAAAAGAUCUUCAGAGGAGCAAACCCUCUUGCCAUCGACCUGCUGAAGCGCAUGCUGGUUCUGGACUGUGAUGAGAGGAUCUCGGCCAGCGAGGCCCUGGCCCACCCCUACUUCUCGCAGUACCACGACCCAGACGACGAGCCGGAGGCUCCGCCUUACGACCAAACGCUGGAGAGCAAGGACCGGACUCUGGAGGAAUGGAAAGAGCUGGUGUUCGAAGAGGUGAGCAGCUUUAAGGCAUCGGGCAGUAAGACGGACAGCCUCCAGGUGGAGCAGUAAGGCCCCCUCUGCUCCACCACCACCCAGACCAACAACCACACACUCACUGGAUGCAAAACAGACCGUGGACAACAGCAACAUUAAUUAUGUUUGAUUGUUUUUGACGUGAAAAGGGCAACGGCGGUCUCCAUGGGGACCCGACGCACAAACAUUCCGGCCGCAGGGAUCAUGUUUGAAACAGUGUAAAAAAUGACUCUGUUUGCAGCAGAAAGUCGCUUCCUGUUAUGUAACUGACUUUCCGCUGACGGAGGCAGAAAUGAGGAACCGAUUGGGUGUCGAAAGGAUUGGGGGUUUUGGGGGAGGGGAACUUCCAGUGGCAGAUCUGUCCUUACAGUAAAGACCAAGGUAUAAGUACGCACACUAGGAUUUCCAAAGCAACGUCAGGGACAUAUCACCCAUCAGUUCCAUGAACCUGGAACUUUCACCUUUAACCUUCUGGAGUCCCUUUGUUCGCUUCGCCACCGACUAUGUUUAGAAAAUGACAGAGAAAUUUUAUGAAUCAACCAUUUUUUUAAAACAUCAUUAUAACUUCAGUUCUCAUCAUGUAAUAAAAGUUACAAAUGUUUUGGAAUUUUAACUCCUUAAAUGUCUAUUUUAGUGACUAAACAUCUACAUUUUUUCAGAAAGAAAAACACAAAAAGUUGCUUUUUGCCCCCAAUCUGUUUAUGAAAUUGAUCCAUUUACACAACAAGCAAAAACUGUGAAGGAAUUUCAACACCAGGGGAAAAAAAUCUAAAUUCAAACUAAACUCAGAUUUCAUUGGUAGUCUGUUCUAAGCACGGCGUUCAAACGGUAGUCAAUGGCAACACAACUAUGAGAAGGAACACAGUUUGUGAUAUUUCAUUUAAUAAAAACUUUGAAGGUGAGAUGAGAAAGAUUUCACCUGGUCAUGUCUAACACAGGCAGCAUUGACAAAAUAAAAAAAGAAAAAAAAAACACAAAAAACAAUUGAAGGGACCCAGAAGGUUAAAGGUUAAAGGUCGCUUGAAGCAUGAUUUAUUCUCAUUUUACAGUCGUGUCUUAUAACUGGAACCGUAUUAUAAUCUCUCUGUUUAUGAUGCACAAUAGCAGAAUUUUCAACUUGCUCAGUCAAACAAACUGCUGCUUCGUCUCUCCUGCCUAUUUACACCUGAACACCAACUGUGCUGUUAUUAGUAAGGUAAUGAAUAUAUGCCAAAGCCUUUGUUUGCUGCCCGUAUGUAUGUGAGUUUACACUGAUUGAUGUUCAGUUCUGCAAACAGCCUCAGACGGCAUCUAUCAAUAAAGUGCAGGAGGUCAAUCGAACAACGCAACAUUCUCGCUGUUUAUGGCCACCAUGACGCUGUUUAUGG